AUGUCCGACGUUGGUCCCCCAACCGACCACAAUCAGACCUCUACCCCCGAAGAGACGCUCAAGUUACUCUAUGAUCUUGACGCACUGACACAGAUUCCAGAAGGGGAGUUCACCAAGGACAUUCCCCCACCACCGAUAGGGGAGUUUACGAAGCCAGCUAGUAAGUCGACCCCAACGCAAGAUGGGCAGCCUGGACCUUCGUCGGUACCGGCCGGCUCAGGAAACCAGGUUGAUGACGAGGAGGAGGAGGAGGAGGAGGAGGAGGAGGAGAGCGACGACGAAUACGAUGAGCGUCCUCCGCGUAGCACGAAUCCGCGCACCUUGGAAGAACGCCUCCGGCGGGAACAUGAAUACAUAGAUAACCUGCUCGAACAGGACGAGGAGGAGGACGAGCAAAACAUGGCGGUGCCACGCGAACAGUGGAGAGUGGCAGACUUCGUCGAGGACGACAUGGUUUACGCCUGCAUCGACGUGCUGGUCAUAGACGCCCUACACCACCUACAAACCUUGGAGAAGAAUAGCACGCUGAGGCUGUACACCUCGUUCAUCUACCACUACAUCCGGGACAACAAGAAGAAGAAUUGGGACAAAGUGGCCGAGGUCCCUCGGGAGUACAUCUGGCUGCACGGCCCUAAGGUAACCGAAACCCGGCUGCGCGCCUACGUGAAGUUCAUGAUACGUGAGUGUAAGCUCGAUGCCGAGUCGAUCGAGGAGGGGAACAAUGCCUCGCGAACCCAGCCUGUGCAAGGUACAACGGUGCACACGCUCCUCGGGCGCAUAAAGGCAUGCCAGAUGGCGGCGAGAGUGGAGGCGACGCUCUACCGGGAGAAGGAGCUGAGCAUCAUGCGGGAGAUCUUGGUGGUCAGAUCGGAGGUGCGGUUUAUGGUCCGCACCAAGAACGAGAGGGACAUAAACAUCCGCGAGAUCACGCUCCCCGACAUCUUCUUGUACCGACUAGCUAGCACCUCGUUGGUGAACCCAGAGAACCAGCCGAUCGUCAUGGUGAUCGCCGCACGGAACUCGAAGACUUCCAACGAUGCACGUCUUCAGCAAAGCUACGCGGCGCGACACUUGGAAGCGGAGUUGUGCGCCGUCGGCGAGACCGGCCUGUGGUUGCACUUCAUCCUCGACCAGAUCGGUCAGUUCAAUGGCGUCGACUCCCUUCCGCCGCUUGACACCACCGAACGCGAGCGCUGGUACAAGAAGCACCUCUUCUUCGCCCGCAACGACAAAGAGCAAAAAGAGCUCUCCGCCGCCAGCCACCAACAUUGGACACGACAAAUGUGGACGACCAACAAGGUGUUCUGCAAGCGGAACGUACACGCCGCUCGCGUCGGAGGUGCGCAGGAGCUAGCCAUCGAAGGGAUGCCUCGCGCCGAGAUCGCCGAGCUGGGUCACUGGGCACUCGACAAGAUGACGCGUGCUUACAUCACAGCCAUUCCCGUUGGGGUGGUGAUGAGGAAGGCCGGCUACUCGGGUUGCAAGCAAGACUACUUCUUGGGUCGCAGCAGGGUCGAGCCCUCCGACAAACUCUUGGACAUCAUCACCGAGCACAUCUUCCCCGACGUGGAUGCUCUGCUGCGCGAUGUAUAUUAG
Molecule: messenger RNA, 1596 nt
Organism: Closterium sp. Naga37s-1
Lineage: Eukaryota; Viridiplantae; Streptophyta; Zygnematophyceae; Desmidiales; Closteriaceae
Source: the annotation of a GenBank genome assembly